AUGCUGCAGCCUGCGUCUGCCAGUGCAUGGCUGCCAGCGCUGCCGGCGCUGCUGGUGCUGGCGCGGCUGGGAGCGCUCGUGUGUGGACAGGACGCCUGCGCGUACGUUCACUCAGGAUCACAAAUGGGAGUGCCUUAUCACUUGGCUGUGACAUAUUUAUUUCCCGGAGUGGCUGACUGGAAUAUUAUAGUCCCACGGCCCCCGGAGUGCGCGCGCGGUUACGUGGCGGGCCACGAGACGCGGGUGUGCGACCACGACGCGGCGCCGCGCCUGCGCGUCACGCCGCAGGGCGCACUGGUGGAGCGCUCCGGUUGGCUGCGUGGGGUUGCCGCCGUCUACUGCACCGUGUUCUGUGUGUUCCCGCCUCGGCUGCAGUCUCGACUGCCGGAGCUGCCACAGCUGCCCGCAGUGCCAAGCCGGUCCAAGCAUGUCACGACGGAGCCCGCGGCGGCGACGACGUCCGCGAAGGCAGUGCUGUCUUCAGCGGAACACCCGAGCGAGUCUAAAUCAACAAUAGUGGCGAUGCUUUCUUCAACAUCGUCGUCAUCGAGUGAGGAGGACGAAUCAGUAGAGGAGAGUGAUUGA
Spodoptera littoralis (African cotton leafworm) is the source of this 585-nucleotide messenger RNA. The record is from the annotation of a GenBank genome assembly. Lineage: Eukaryota; Metazoa; Arthropoda; Insecta; Lepidoptera; Noctuidae.